This is a messenger RNA of Magallana angulata, 1044 nucleotides long. RefSeq names its product protein FAM167A-like. The coding region runs from base 295 to 996 and encodes 233 amino acids. Lineage: Eukaryota; Metazoa; Mollusca; Bivalvia; Ostreida; Ostreidae. The record is from RefSeq and is a predicted model, not a curated record. The transcript is spliced from 3 exons.
UUUACGCUCGAUGCAUCCGAAGAAUACAGGGCUUAUCUUAAACAUCCUAGUUAUAAUAUAUGUGGGAGAGGUGGCGAUGAAUUUAUUGGGGUAUUCCGUUCUCUUCAAGCAGCACGAGGUCUUAAUAGUUGGUACAUGCUAGCAAAGCAAGUACAGACCAGGAGAAGUUCCCCAAUAAGCUUUAAAUUUUAGAAGACGUUCACCGCCUUUACUGUGAAGAAUCUUGAUAAAAAGGAAAUGAAUCAAAUUAUGAAUUCCAAAGAUAUCAAUGGAAUCGCCAACAAAUGAAUAUCAAUGUUACAUGUGCCACCAUUGAAUACAGACAUCAGUGAAGGAAGACUGGAACAUUCCUCUCCAAUGAAAGAAUAUAGGCGUCCUUCUCUGUCCGUCAUCGAUGAAUCCAACAACAAUGACGAAGAAAAAGAUCUCAUUCUGCCGUCCAUCACUGUCACAUGUUGUGAUGAUUCAAAUCAAGCUAGUGAUAAUGACGAUGUGUCUUCUGUGACGUCAUCGAGAAGCGGAAGUGAGACGGAUUUAGCGCACUUGAAGGUGACAGCAAAUAGACUACGGCUGGCGACCAGAAGGUCGAGCAUUGUGGAAUGGAAGGAACAAUAUCUUGACCGACCUCGUCGGAGGUCAAGGCCAGACUUAAAAGUGGACUUUGACCACAAUGGUAACGAUGUGUUGACUGAGGAUAGAAAGCAUAAAAUAAAUGAAGCCUUAGUGUGGAUUAAAGACGAAUUACGAGCAAUGAGGUCGCAAGACCAAGCCCUGGCGAGAACGCUGCUCUCAUUACGUCAUGAUAUCCACAAACUGAAACUCAACCGGAGUUGUCAAGAGCAUAGGGAAAUGCUGGAUGACGUCACAAAAGAUAUGGAGGAAAUUCAACAACUGAAAGACAUAAGUGAUCUCCAUGUGGACACUGUGGAAAAUCCCUUGAAACACCUGGGGGUCACCUCUUACAAUUUGACCGCCAGGAGAUUUUCGACGUGUUAAAUCAAAUGCAUUAUCGUGUGUUUAGAAGGAAUUAAAUUUUCAUCCCAG